Molecule: messenger RNA, 2330 nt
Organism: Glycine soja
Lineage: Eukaryota; Viridiplantae; Streptophyta; Magnoliopsida; Fabales; Fabaceae
Product: transcription factor TCP4-like
Exons: 3
Coding region: 674-1675 (333 amino acids)
Biological process (GO): regulation of secondary shoot formation
Cellular component (GO): nucleus
Molecular function (GO): DNA-binding transcription factor activity; sequence-specific DNA binding
Source: RefSeq, a predicted model, not a curated record
AACUACCAAAAGAUCUUUAAUUUCUUCUCUGACCUGACCCUGCCACGCUUUGCAGAAGCAUCCACGAGCUUUUUCAAUAGGCCAAGGUGUUGGCAUUUUGGGACCAUCAGCAGUGGCAGAAUUGUCACAAUUCAAAGCCUGUGGACAGCUGCAGCAGAUGAAGGACUGCAGGCAACUAUAGUUAAGAGCAACAGCAAGUAAAGCAAAGUGUGUCUGCUUAAAGAAAACCUAUGAGAAAACAAACCCUUAUAUGAGAAAUAAAUAAGAGAGCCCCAUAUAGGAAGAAAAAAGUGAGAUAAUUUGAAAAAAGAAAAAAAAAACUGGAUUUCAGUGGGAAUCAGCAUCAAUCACUUUUAUUUUUAUCAAUGUUAGUCAUUUAUUAUUAGUUUUUUUUUAGUAACGGAAAUCAAACUAAGACCUUUUCCUUCCAACCUUCUCCUUUUUAUCACCAAAUCAACGUUAUAACUCAGCAUCAACCACUAAGCCCUAUACAAAGUGCGCAUGACUCACAACAACAAAACUUGAUCAGCACACACAACACAUCUCAUUAUCAAGUAUCUCAAAACCAACAUCAAUAUUAUGCUGAAGGCAUAACAAGUAGUUCCCACCUACUUUGAACCAAGCCAAAAACCACACAAAGCACAAUAGAGGAGGAACAACAAUCACAAAGGGCAUGAGGACCAAUGUAGGAGAUAUUGUUCAAGUAGAAGGAGGGCACAUUGUUAGGUCCACAGGUAGAAAAGAUCGCCACAGCAAGGUGUACACAUCGAAAGGGCCACGCGAUCGUCGCGUUAGACUCUCGGCACACACAGCCAUUGAGUUCUAUGAUGUUCAAGACAGGCUUGGCUAUGACAGGCCAAGCAAGGCUGUGGACUGGCUCAUCAAAAAGGCAAAGACUUCCAUUGACAAGCUUGCUGAGCUUCCUCCUUGGCAUCCACCUACUAAUCAUGAGGAAGAAGAGCAGAAUGAUGCUGCAGGAUCAAGUGGAGUCAUAGCCAUUGAACAACAACAACAGCAACAGCAGCAGCAGCAGCAACAACAACAACAACAACAACAACAACAACAACAUCAACAGCAACAAUCAGAGUCUUGUGGUUACAACUUUCAGCUCCAAAGGCAAUUGGGAGCCUUCAUUUCAACACAUGUUGACACUGACCACAUCAAUUUCCAAACCAACAACAACAACUCCUCAGAAGAUCUUGGCCUAUCCCUCCAUUGCUUCCAAGACCACCCUGGCCUUAUUCAGUGGCAAUCACAACAAGAAGGUGCAAAUCAAACACCUCCUUCAAAUGAACACCAAAUCCAGCAAACCCCUUUUGCCGGAUCAACCCCAGUUGGGUUUGAGAACCAUUAUCAAAGAAGUGUGACUUGGAACAAUGAAGCAACAACCACAGAUCAUGUCAACAGGUUGGGGUUCUUAUUCAACUCACAGCCUUAUGCUUCAGCUUAUGCUCAAAGUGGGGGGACCCUUCAGUCCAGUUUUUCAUUUCCAAUGACUUCUUCCUCUGAGCUUCACAGGCCUCAGCCAGUGAACCAACCUUCUUCAAUCUUUGGCAGCAGGUUUGUGUCUGAUGGAUUAGCUGGUUUCUGCAUUCCAGAUAGAAUUCAAGGUGUGGAAGAGAAUCAUGGAGUUGCUUCCAAUAGGCCUUCUUCUUCUCCUAGUUCUAUCCACUGACCCCAAACUAAGCAAUGCUUUAGUCUUCCUUUCAGGAGUGUUCUCUACCAGAUUUGAAACCGAGUGAAGAUUCAAUAGGCACAUUGUUAUGAUCUACAAAGAUUUCCUUUCAAUUUGGCUUUCCUUUUUUUGGCUUUUAAAUUUAAAGUUAGUUCCCUUGAUUCAACCCUUGCUAUCUAUAUGUAUAAUUUUAUAUUGAUGAAAAUGACCUUGUGCUGAAUUUGGUUUUGUAGUCCUCUCACUGUAUUGUGAAUGUUAUUUCAGAAUAACAUAUUUCAUCUGAUAUCUACAUGUCCAUUCUUGGCAAAGAAUCACAUCCAAAAAAACAGAAUCUCAAGUGAUUUGGACUUGUUCUCUCUUGUGAUAGGAAGAUAAUAUGACUUCCCUUUGGCUUGCCCCUCAAGUACAUAACCUUUAAUGAAACAUUUUGGAAGUCAAACAUUUCCUUAAACCAUUUGGCAGUAACAGUAUAUAUUUGUGUGUCAGCUUCAAGUUCACUCAACAGUACACUACUAUCAUUGAAAACUAUAAAUUCCAUAUAAUGUAUGCAGAUUAGUUUUUAUUUCUGACAUAAAAGGGCUGACACCCCCUUUGAAUUUUGCAUGUUACUAAGCUUUGAGAAGUAGUUUCUUGAAAUUCAUCUCUUUUUUCUUCC